CCACUCGCCUGGAGCGCGCGGGCGAGGCGGGCGCAGCGCACCGGGGCUCUCGUGGGCUCACAGCUGCGCGCUCGCACCGCGCGGCUCUCGGUGGCGGCGGCGGCGGCGGCCGCCUGAGCGCAGGGCUCCCCGGAUAAAAGCCGCUGCGGCUCCCGAUCGCGACCCCGCUCCCUGUCGCAUCCCGGCCGGCCACCUCUCUGGCCAUGGCUCUGGCGGACAGCACCCGAGGAUUACCCAACGGGGGUGGAGGCGGGGGUGGCAGCGGCUCGUCGUCGUCCUCCGCGGAGCCGCCGCUCUUCCCGGACAUCGUGGAGCUGAACGUGGGGGGCCAGGUGUAUGUGACCCGGCGCUGCACGGUGGUGUCCGUGCCCGACUCGCUGCUCUGGCGGAUGUUCACGCAGCAGCAGCCGCAGGAGCUGGCCCGGGACAGCAAGGGUCGCUUCUUUCUGGAUCGGGACGGCUUCCUCUUCCGCUACAUCCUGGAUUACCUGCGGGACUUGCAGCUCGUCCUGCCGGACUACUUCCCCGAGCGCAGCCGGCUGCAGCGCGAGGCCGAGUACUUCGAGCUGCCGGAGCUCGUGCGUCGCCUCGGGGCGCCCCAGCAGCCGGGUCCCGGGCCACCGCCGCCACACUCGCGCCGCGGGGUUCCCAAGGAGGGCUCGGUGGGCGACGAGCUGCUGCCGCUGGGCUACUCGGAGACCGAGCCGCAGGAGGGCGCCUCGGCCGGGGCUCCGUCGCCCACGCUGGAGCUGGCUAGCCGCAGCCCGUCCGGGGGCGCGGCGGGUCCCCUGCUCACACCGUCCCAGUCUUUGGACGGCAGCCGGCGCUCCGGCUACAUCACCAUCGGCUACCGAGGCUCCUACACCAUCGGGCGCGACGCCCAGGCGGACGCCAAGUUCCGGCGGGUGGCGCGCAUCACGGUGUGCGGCAAGACGUCGCUGGCCAAGGAGGUGUUUGGGGACACCCUGAAUGAGAGCCGGGAUCCCGACCGGCCCCCGGAGCGCUACACCUCGCGCUAUUACCUCAAGUUCAACUUCCUAGAGCAGGCCUUCGAUAAGCUGUCCGAGUCGGGCUUCCACAUGGUGGCGUGCAGCUCCACUGGCACCUGCGCCUUUGCUAGCAGCACCGACCAGAGCGAGGACAAGAUCUGGACCAGCUACACCGAGUACGUCUUCUGCAGGGAGUGAGCUCCCCAGACCCCUGGCCACUCCUGCGCCCACUUCCCUUCCUCCACGCGGGGGCACAGGAUUAUAGAUGCCCUAGACCCCUUCCCCUCGGUGCCCAGGUUCCUUCUGCCCUUCCCGUCUCUCCCCCAGUAGCUCAUCCAGACCCGUCAGCUCCCCACUUGAGAACCUGCAGCCACAGAUCCUCUGGGCUUCUUCGUCUUCUUUGGACCCCGCUAACCGAGAGUGCUCAGAUGUAGCUCUUCUUCACCUAUGCUUCCUCUACUCCUGGCCUCCAACCACCCUUCCCCCCAGAUUGUACUUGAGUCCAGAGCUAGUGGGGCAGUGCGGGCGCAAAGUCACCAAGUACCCGGGAGUGACUGAAUUGUUCCGACCCGACUGGACGGUGUCCAGCGUGCAGUGUGGAAGUCUUUGAAACCUUAAGUCCCUUGACGCCCUAGUGGUUUCAGAGAUCAGAACUGAGAGCGCUGUGUGGAGAUAGUGUUUUAAAAGACUUGUUCCCCAUUAGAAAGAUAAAAGUUUUAGAGGACAGAAUGGAAGACUGUAAUGCUGGGAUUAAGACCCCACGGAGGCAGUUCAGAGACUGUAAAUAAAGUGAUUAGAAAAAAAGAAAAGAAAAGUGACAGGUAGAAGUAAAUCCUAGUACUGGUAACGGGAGGAUCCUAUUUCCCCUACACAAUAGAUCUCCUGUGGCUAAAAAUUGUAGAAAGCGAUGAUCCUCCUGCCUGCGGAGGCGCCCUUUCUCGUCAGCUGUUUGCCUGAGCUUUAGGUUGUGUUGGUUAAGGCAGCCCUUGUAGGCAAGGAGCAGGCAGCAGGAGGCAAGGCUGCCCAGGCCCCCAGCGCUGCAGAAAGUCACUGGCAGAGACUGAGUAAUGUCGGAGUGUUGGUAGGAUCAUACAGCCCUUAGGUCUAGGACUAGUGGGAGGGUUGGGGAGGGAGGAAGGGCGGGGAGGGAGGAGAGGACAUACUCAUUUAUUAUUUGGAAGCUGGAAGUUUGUACCAUCCAUUUGAGUACAUUCACAUUUAAAAAAUAUCAAACAGUACAUGUAAACUUAGAUUUUUUUUAAUCAAGGUUAGUAAAAGUCCCUUCAGCUGCAAGUUUAUCGAGCUAUUUUGAGUCCUAAACUGUUAAGUUGCUAAUACUUGUAUAACCUAACCAAAGAGUUUCCUAGUAGUUUUAGUGGUUUGAACGUUUAUUUUCUUGUUGAUUAUAUUUCCUCAUUUUUUUUAAAUCCUAUUUACUUAAGCAAAGUAAGUUUGAUUUUAGCUUAGACUUAAGAUCUCUUAUUAUCAUUAUUUUAAAAUUACUGUUUUUCUCUAAGCCCAGCGAAUAUGGACUGCUGGGCAGUUCUGAAAACCCGAACAACGCCAUUUCUUUCGUGCGUUUGUUUGACGUUUCAGUGGACUCUUUUUUCAAAUGACAGAGCUGAAGAUAAACGUAAGCACGGGAGCCGCCCAUCUGUAGACAGCUGUGAAGUGAAAUGUUUUUAAAUGAAGGCAAACAAAUACUUCAGUGUGAGCUGAGCAAUAACAGGGCGUUUCAGGUAAAUGCAGCAGCAACAGGAGCCCUGGUUGCCUUUUGCCUUUACUCUCACGUGGAAUGAAUUCCUAGAGUGUAUCCUGUGUCCACCACAGCCGAAGGGAGGUGAAUCCGUAUGCUUUCCGCUGAGAGGCACCCUUUGAAUUAUCUGUGAUGAUGGAGAAGCCUUUUUUUUGUGUGUGUUUGUUUUAUCAUCUUUCUCUGAAAUAUGUUUUAAAAGAUUUUGUAAGAGUUGUUUUAAGUGUUUAAAUUAGUACUAUUUUUCUUUCUUUUUAAAAAUGAACCUUGUACUGUACUUCACUGUGUCCAUGGCAGAUGUUAUGAAUUGGGACCAUUUUAUUCUCAGACUCAUGUGAUCCAAUCUGUAUAUACCAUAUAUAAACAUUUUACACGAAUCACUUAGUUUUUUAAUUCAUCUACUAAUGCUAUAAAACUUACUGUAUUUACCCCUGGUAACUUGCAUUUGGUGGUGUAUAUACAAAAGCAACACGUUUUGGUGAGUUUCUUAUAUCCUUGCCUGUGAACUUGGGUCAGGAAAACAUUCAUAACUAGGAGGCUGGGUUUGCUCCAUACAUUUUUGCUGAGAUGUUAGUUGUAUACUGAUCAUAUGUCACUUAACUGUCUACCUGUAUUCAAGUUAUCCAUAUUUUUAAUCCAAUAAUGUUUUUAUUUUAAUUGGGAGAGGUUUAAGUAUUUUUUGUUAGUUACCUUUUUUUUUUUAAAAAAAAAUAAAAGUUAGUUUUAUGUAUAGAGUCUGCAGUUUUAAAGAAAGGGAAGCAGGGAUCCAGGAAGUUGUGUUAACUUUAGUUUUGAGCUUGUUUUUAGACAGUGGAUCAGGAAAUGGACCAGAACCUUUGUUUCAAGCCUGAAAUGAUUUAGGACUGUCACUCACUGGUCAAACGUGAGUAUCUUAGAUUUCUCCAUGUUAUGGUACUCUGUUAGAUUGCUUAACAAAGAAAUGCAUGAUUAAGAGCAUCUUUAGAACAGAUCAGAAUACGCUGACAGAUGGCAAGAUGGAAGUUCUGAUCCCCCCUCGUCAAAUCUGCACAACUUUAGGAGCCAUGAGAAACUGCUCAAGUUUUGUCUGCGCUCAAGUCUUAUGAAUGGUGUCUUCAAAAACAAUUCAAUUGUCUCGUGAACAUGUAGGCAUCUUUUUGUAUUCCACCACACCUGGCUGGUCUGUAAUUUUGAAGACUGGGGAUUUAGUGUUAGGAAUAGUACAUGAAUCUCUUUCCCUGGAAGUGACUGUGCCCUCUGCUGUUGAGGCCAAUGCAUGAAAACUUUGUACUUUUUAGCCCAAAGUGAAGUCUGAGUAGUCACCUUAGUCUAUGAAAAGGAACAUAGUGUGACCGAGUCAGGAUCAUUUGGAAUGGGUACUUUUCUCUCCUUGGCUUUAGGCUUUAGAAGAAAACUUUAAGGCUUAUAAAAUGUUCUAAAGUAUUGGUUAGCAUCUGUGAAUUUGAUUAGUAUACCAAAUAGAGUAAGGCUCUCAAAAAUAUAUUUGAAAUGACCUGGGAGAAUGUUGUAAACUAUUCAAAUAAUUGUGGCUGCAUUAAUCCAUCUCAGAGAGGCAAGCAUUUGCAUAUGUUGAUCAAAUUACCAUUUGAUGCUGAUCAAUAAUGUAAUGACAUUAGAUUUAAUAACUAAUUUUUAUAAAGAAGUGUUGACAGUCAUUGUGGUUGGAAAAAAAUAGGUACAUGUUCCAUGCUUGCAUAUCAGAUAUUUGUUUUUUUUAAUACAUGUGGAUUAUGAACCACAUUCAUUCUAAGUUUUCAAACAUGUAGAAGAAAAUAUUCUUUGAAGAUGUGAGAAAAUUUCCCCCUUUUAAUACUGUUUUUAUUCUAGUGUUUCUUAUUUAGGUUUUUCAAUUGAUAGCAAAGUGAUAAUACUAGCCCAAAUUGUCUUCUUUUUAAAAGCAGAAUCAUAUAUAUCUAUAUAUUUUCAAUGUGUGUGCUGCUUCUCUGAGGAAAUAUAAAAUGUGCGAAUACUCAGAGAAAACCAGCAGUGCUUACAAUGUAUUCUAAUUUUUAUUGUAGUUUCCAUAGAAUGCUGUUAUCACAUCAAAGCCAUGUAUGACGAAGCUUUGACAGUUUUUUAACUCUUCAAAUUAUGGUGAACUCCAAUCUAGUACUCAAAUCGUUUUUGUACUCCUACAUGUAAAAUAAAUUAUAAUGCAGAUAGUUAGAAAAAUAGUGAAGGAAGUGAAUUUCUUAAGAAUUUCUUUUAUAGUCUUAGUUACAAGUACUGUAAAACUGACAUUUUAAAAAUAGUAAACUUGGUAUUUUUAUUGUUGAACUCUUAGUCAAGACUUUGCUUGCAAUUUUUAUUAUGUUUUUCAUCACUACAAAUCAUUUAAAAUCUGAAUAUUUGGGAUAACUUCAAUCUGUCUCUUGAGUAAUGAAUAAAAUGCAGUAUUCUUAUUCUAUAGACUUAUUCAGAGUCUAUAGUACCUGGAAGAAGUUUUCACAUAGCCAUAAAUAAGUUAUGCUGUAGUCAACUUUUCUUUGUGACAGUUUUGGACAGUACAUAUCUCAAAGUAUUAAUAAGUGAGGAUUUAAGAUUCUUUCCUGGGCCCCAUUAAACAAAGAUGGAAGAAUCCUAGCAGAAGAUGGGCUCACACAGUGUGCUGUUGUGGGGAGGAGGAAGGACUAGUUGACCAAGAAUAUUUGCCACUUAAAGAUUUUUGUAAUUCUUUUCGAGCCAGUUUUGUUUACUUAAAAUGUGUUUUUAAGUGUGCAGACAUUAAUUGUAAUGCUGUCUUCGUGACUUUAUAGCCAGGUAAACUUUGGUAUAACUCUUGAAUACAUUCACCAAUUACCACUGUUAAUAUCCAUUUGAUGACAAAGGAUUGAAACAUUCACCAUGGCUAUGAAUUUUGAACAUGUAAAUUAAAUUUUCUGGGCACUUGCAAAAUCCUGUUUGUAAUAAUUAUUUGGAUUCUGAAAUGUUGAAAAUGUUAUUUGCUAAGUGAUACAUCUCUUUGAGCUGUUUCUUAAAAAUCUAAGGAUACAUGGAAAUAUAAUAUCAGACUUUUCUAACAAAACAUAAACCCAAGAGUAAGAGCCCCUCUACAGUAAAAGGAAAACAAAAACACAUGGAUGAAAUCUUUUCAGAGAUGCUCAAACUUUGAAAUUGCUUUCAUCCACCCAAAUGUUUUAUUUUAUCUAUUCACAACCAGUUGUAUAAUGGAAACACUCAAUACUGGUUUCCCUGCUGUGUGUGAAGUAAUGAAUCAUUGAUUAUGUGACUUGUUAUGUAUUCUAUUAAACACUAAAGAAUAAAACAUUCACUCCUUUAAUUAC
Peromyscus californicus insignis is the source of this 6026-nucleotide messenger RNA. RefSeq names its product potassium channel tetramerization domain containing 12 (gene Kctd12). The record is from RefSeq and is a predicted model, not a curated record. Gene Ontology annotation, biological process: regulation of G protein-coupled receptor signaling pathway; protein homooligomerization. Gene Ontology annotation, cellular component: presynaptic membrane; postsynaptic membrane. Gene Ontology annotation, molecular function: protein binding. NCBI's taxonomy places the organism in Eukaryota, Metazoa, Chordata, Mammalia, Rodentia, Cricetidae. The transcript has a single exon. Bases 204 to 1187 code for a protein of 327 amino acids.